Messenger RNA from Striga hermonthica, 1134 nucleotides. Lineage: Eukaryota; Viridiplantae; Streptophyta; Magnoliopsida; Lamiales; Orobanchaceae. The record is from the annotation of a GenBank genome assembly.
AUGCUGAGAUCGUGCUGUUUUCGGUGUUUGGGCCGGAGGAACGGCGAUGGCUUGCUCUGGCACAUGGACUUGAAGCCGCACACCACCGGUGAAUUCUCGAUCGCGGUCGUGCAGGCGAAUUCGAGCCUCGAGGAUCAGAGCCAGGUCUUCACGUCGCCGUCCGCCACCUACGUCGGAGUUUACGACGGCCACGGCGGGCCUGAGGCCUCCCGAUUUGUCAAUCGCCACCUCUUCCCUUACCUCCACAAAUUUUCCACAGAACAUGGAGGGUUGUCAGCAGAAGUUAUAAAAAAGGCAUUCAAUGCCACAGAAGAGGAUUUCACUCACUUAGUGAAGAGAUCACUACCCGUCAAACCACAAAUAGCUUCGGUUGGGUCCUGUUGCUUGGUAGGUGCAAUUUCGGGUGGUGAAUUGUAUGUGGCCAACUUAGGAGACUCGAGGGCUGUUCUCGGCAGAAAGGGUUUUGAUGGUGAGAAGAAGUUGGUGGCAGAAAGGUUGUCCACAGACCAUAAUGUCUCGUGCGAGAAGGUGAGAAUGGAGGUUGAAGCUCUCCAUCCAGACGACAAACCUGUUGUGGUUUAUUGCAGAGGGGUCUGGAGAAUCAAAGGAAUUAUCCAGGUAUCCAGAUCAAUUGGCGACAUUUAUUUAAAGAAACCCGAGUUCCAUCGAGAUCCAAUUUUCCAACAAUAUGCAAAUUAUAUUCCCAUGAAGCGACCAGUUUUGUCCUCCGAGCCUUCCAUCGUGACUAGAAAGCUGAGACCGCAUGAUUUGUUCGUAAUUUUCGCGUCUGACGGUCUUUGGGAGCAUCUUAGUGAUGAUGCAGCCAUUCAGAUAGUGUCAAAGCACCCAAGAGCUGGAAUAGCCAAGAGAUUAGUGGCAGCUGCUAUCGAGGAAGCCGCGAAGAAGAGGGAAGUGAGGUAUAAAGACAUCAAAAAAAUUGAGAAGGGAAUCAGACGGCACUUUCAUGAUGACAUCACUGUUAUCGUGAUGUACUUGGACAAUCACAAAACCUCGGUCGAUUCUAAUGGCAAGCAAAGUGCUAUCGGCAGUUUCACUCCCCCGGUCGACAUAUACUCCUAUAAUGCCGAUGAAGUCGUUGAGCAUUCGGGCGAUAGGAUUUUCCCCCAACGAUGA